Molecule: messenger RNA, 2355 nt
Organism: Rhinocladiella mackenziei CBS 650.93
Lineage: Eukaryota; Fungi; Ascomycota; Eurotiomycetes; Chaetothyriales; Herpotrichiellaceae
Exons: 3
Coding region: 1-2355 (784 amino acids)
Cellular component (GO): mitochondrial inner membrane
Molecular function (GO): RNA binding
Source: RefSeq, a predicted model, not a curated record
AUGAAGGGAUAUUCUUCUUUGACAGCAUAUGUCUUUCCCCUGAAGCUCCAGUGGCUGAGUCGAAUACCGUACUUGAACCCCGACAAGUUCUUAGCAGACGCGUUCAGCAAAGUGAACCACCCAGACUUUGCGCUAGCUGAUCCCUCGAGUAUCGUCGAGCGAGCUUUACCAGAAAAGCUUCCACUCACCGUCACCAAGAUCCUACCUAGACUCCGCGAAGGAGGUGCAUUUGUGAAGUUCUCACAUAACGGAGGAAUUCGCGCAGAAGAAUUAGAGAGUACGCUCAAAGCGUAUCUAGACGAGAAACCUAUCACCCCAUGGUUCAAUCCGUUUCGACGAGUACGAGCCUUCUUGGUUCAGGGCAAACCGUGGAUCGAAGACUUGUACCGUAUUCCAAGUUCCAGGAUCAAGGUAGAAUUCCUGCCGACGUCGCCUGAGACUUCGGCGGCCGAGUUAACACAAGAAACGUUGUAUUCUUUGUUUCGCAGAUACGGUAAACUGGCUGAAAUUGGUCAGCAACCUUCCGACUCGAAAGUUCUCCCGAGAUAUGCAUACAUUGACUACACGAGGAUCAGGUUUGCGACUGCGGCAAAGAAUUGCAUGCAUGGCUAUAUUGUCCGCGCGGAGGAGGGUGGUGGUAAGGCCGGUACUCUUCUGAAACUUAGCUAUGAACCCAAGAUGAAAAGCCAUUGGAUUUGGGAUUGGAUAACGGGACAUCCCAGGAUUGUUAUUCCACUGGUGGUGGCAUUAUUGACGGCAGCAUCUGUCGCCGUUUUCGACCCAAUCAGAACCUUCUUCAUCAGAAUGCAUAUCACUCGCGGUCUUCAUCUGGAAUAUCAGCCACUGUUCAAAUGGAUUAAAGGCUGGCUUUCUCGAGGAUACGACAUCAUCAGGUUGCGAAAAACAAGGGAUGAUGGCGAGAGUCUGAAACUCAUCUGGGAAGAUCGUCAAGGCGCAAUCAAUCAGUUGAAAACAUGGAUGAUGGAGACAGCGGACACCUUUAUUGUCGUUCAGGGACCACGAGGAGCCGGUAAGAAAGAGCUGGUGAUGGAUCAAGCGUUGAAAGAUCGGCCGUAUAAGCUGGUAAUCGACUGCAAGAGAAUCCAGGAAGCUCGUGGGGACAGUCAAACCAUUGCUGCCGCAGCAGCGGAGGUCGGUUACCGACCAGUAUUCUCGUGGAUGAACAGCAUCAGCAGCAUGAUUGAUCUUGCUGCAAUGGGCACCAUCGGUACAAAGGCCGGCUUUUCAGAAACCUUGGACACUCAGUUGGCCAAGAUUUGGGGCAACACCACGACGGCGUUGAAGCAGAUUGCAUUGGCUCCACGGAAGAAGGACGAUAAGGACGCCCAGAUGUCCGAUGACGAAUGGUUGGAAGCCCACCCGGAACACCGACCGGUGGUGGUCAUUGACAACUUUUUGCACAAGAGCAACGAAGGAGCAGCGAGCAUGGUAUAUGAUAAAUUGGGUGAAUGGGCCGCCAUUUUGACCACCCAGAAUAUCGCACAUGUCAUUUUCCUGACGACCGAUGUCUCGUUUUCGAAAUCUCUGAGCAAAGCUUUGCCCGAUAGGGUUUUCCGCCAGAUCACGCUGAGCGACUGUAUUCCUGAUGUUGCCAAAAGGCUUGUGAUUCAACAUCUCGAUGCCGAGAGUGAAGAGGGAACAGCAGCUCUCGGUAAUGAGAAGGUCACCCCUUCACAGUUAAGGAGCGAUUUAGAUGAGCUAGAUAGUGUCAUUCAAGUCCUGGGGGGACGACUGACCGACUUGGAGUUUCUUGCCCGAAGGAUAAAAACUGGCGAAUCGCCAGGGAAAGCUGUGCGGCAAAUAAUCGAACAAUCUGCGUCAGAGAUUUUAAAGAUGUACCUUCUCGACGUUGACGUUUCUAGCCGGAAAUGGACACCGCAGCAAGCCUGGCUAUUGGUCAAAGAAUUGGCAGCAAAAGAGACUCUCCGGUACAAUGAACUUCUGCUCAAUGAUCUGUUCAAGGACGGUGAAGUCGUUCUCCACGCUCUGGAACAGGCAGAGCUGAUCGCCAUCACAUCCAAAAACGGACGUCCCUAUAGCAUCAGACCGGGGAAACCUGUUUAUCAAUCGGCAUUUGAAUACCUUACGGACGAUGAAGUUCUGAAGGCGAGACUUGAUCUAGCAAUCUUGACGCAGUUGAUCGGAAUGGAGAACAAGAACGUGGAGAAAUACGAGACCGAACUGAAGACUCUGGCCGGGUUGCCUGGAACACCAAGUGAAUUGAAGCCACGGAUAAAAUGGUGUUUGGAAAAGGCGAUGGCAAGCCAUGCGAAGAUUCAGAAAUACGAGGACCAAAGUGGUAAGCUCAAGAAGGUGCUCACGGACCAGUUUUGA